GCUCAAUCGCCCAAGGAACAAGCCGUGGCUGUUGUGCUUGCUUUUCCCUCGACUGCGUUCGCAUGUCUUGUCUCGGACCUGCACUACUUACUGUUGUACGGAGUACCUUUGGGCUUGCUCUAUCCGUACGCAGACCUAGGUACUUCGUAGAGUACGGCGCAUCAAGGAUCAUCCCGAGUUUUUUUCAUUCGCAAGCUCUCAAACAGGGGAAUGCGACGAAGUUCAAUGGCCAGGAAGUAGAAUCUGGCCCGAGUUGCCAAUUAAAAGGCAAUUGCUGAUUGAAGCUUUAGUGGCAUUGACUACCUUGCCAUGACGGCAAGGAACCGACCACCGAUAAAUUAACCUCGACUUGAAUCUUCUGGAAAAAAGGGUUGUCUACAACUACGUAGGCACGAGGUACGU
Molecule: messenger RNA, 402 nt
Organism: Colletotrichum godetiae
Lineage: Eukaryota; Fungi; Ascomycota; Sordariomycetes; Glomerellales; Glomerellaceae
Exons: 1
Coding region: 63-278 (71 amino acids)
Source: RefSeq, a predicted model, not a curated record